Molecule: messenger RNA, 1848 nt
Organism: Protobothrops mucrosquamatus (brown spotted pit viper)
Lineage: Eukaryota; Metazoa; Chordata; Lepidosauria; Squamata; Viperidae
Gene: ADCK2
Product: aarF domain containing kinase 2
Exons: 10
Coding region: 1-1176 (391 amino acids)
Cellular component (GO): mitochondrion
Source: RefSeq, a predicted model, not a curated record
AUGACGAGGCUCUAUGGUGCUAUUCAACCCGCCGAUUCGGUGUCCCCCAUCACCCGCACCCACGGCGCUGUUUUCAACCUGGAGUACUCCCCUGGCGGCAUUGGAUUAAGGCCCUUAUGGUUAAAAGCAUCACUUUCAACAGGGUCCACAAAUUUACUUGGAGCCUAUGCAGCUAGUAAAGCAUUAGCAUAUGUGUUUGAAGCAAUUCCAGUUCUUAGUUUUGGAGCUUUAUCUCCUGUGCUGCAUCCUGGAUUAGUUCAGCAGGUCCAGAUGGAUUUAUUUCUCAUGAAAAUUGGCAGUCGAUUUCUUGAGCUUUUCCCUGGAAUUAGGUGGCUCAGUGUGACUGAGAUUGUGGAAGAGUUUGAGAAACUCAUGAUUCAGCAGGUUGACUUGCGCUAUGAAGCAAAAAACCUAGAACACUUCCAUCUGAAUUUCCAAGGUACAGAUUAUGUGAGGUUUCCCCUUCCUCUGCACCCAUUUGUGACAAAAAAUAUCCUGGUGGAAACUUUUGAGGAGAGCAAACCCAUAUCCCAAUAUUUGCACAUAGAUACCAAAAUGGAACUACGGCAAAAAAUAGCCAAGAUGGGAAUGGAUAUGCUUCUAAAGAUGGUGUUUGUUGAUAACUUUGUCCAUGCUGAUCUGCAUCCUGGGAAUAUCCUGGUACAGGGAGCAGAACAGUUUGGUGAUCAUCCUGAAGAUGGGGCAGUCAUAGUGGAUCUGUUGGAUACAUUAAUUGUAGAAUUACAACCCUCUUCCUCACCACUCCGUCUAGUGCUUCUGGAUGCAGGGAUUGUAGCUGAGUUGCAGAGUGGAGAUCUGGAGAACUUCCGGGCAGUGUUCACUGCUAUUGUAUUAGGGCAGGGAGAAAAAGUGGCUGAAUUGAUUCUUCAUCACUCCAGAGCUAACCAGUGCAAGGAUGUCGAGAAAUUCAAGGCUGACAUGGCAGAAUUGGUGACAAGGGCUAGAAGCAAUGCUGUUGCACUGGAGAAGUUUCAAGUUGCCAGCUUAUUAUCCAGUGUUUUCAGGUUACUUAUGAUCCAUCAGGUAAAAUUGGAAAGCAACUUUGCCUGUGUUGUUUUUGCCAUAAUGGUUUUGGAAGGUCUCGGUCGCUCCCUAGACCCUGAUCUGGAUGUUCUGAAGGCAGCUAAACCUCUUCUCAUCAAUCCACCAAAUUAGGAAGAACCCUUCCCUUAGUGAGAAGCUUGUUGUCAGAGUUUACAUUUGAAAACUGAGAACCUCUUCAGAUGCUAUGCACUUUGACCUUUGAAUUUGGAAACUAAGGUCUAAUGCUUUAAGGAGUACUCAUCUGCUUCAGUUAGAAUGAAUAGGACUAUUCUGGUAAGAAAGAACUGCAAGAGUUUGAUUCAGAAUGCUGACAUUAAAUGCAUCUCUAGAUGCAUUCUAGUCCUUCUGCCAACACAUGAUUUGUUCUGUUUCCUGGUACACAAAAAAAUUCCUUACGUUGCACCAAACCCAUUUACAGGUUCAGUACUUGUCCAACUCCCAUGUCAAGACAAUGGACAAUGGACAAUGGAAAACAAAGAUGGCAUCUCUCUCUCUCUCUCUCUCUCUCUCUCUCUCUCUCUCUCUCUCUCUCUCAGAUUUGUAUCAGCAUACAGCUGUCUUAGCUGUAGAGAGACUGCUCUGGAAAGCAUCAAGGAUUUAACAUGGUUAAAAUGAUUAUUGUAAUUUCCAGUGAAUUAAUAUGCAGUCGUUUAUGUUCCAAAAUAUUAUUAGCCACAUUUCUUUUUACUAAUAUAGAGACAUAUUUUUAGAAGAAUAUAUUUCUAACUACUGAUGUUGGGAAAGUUGGAUGAAUUAAUAAAAAGCUUUUGGCAAGAAAUGUUU